Molecule: messenger RNA, 2704 nt
Organism: Sphaerulina musiva SO2202
Lineage: Eukaryota; Fungi; Ascomycota; Dothideomycetes; Mycosphaerellales; Mycosphaerellaceae
Exons: 2
Coding region: 1533-2441 (302 amino acids)
Source: RefSeq, a predicted model, not a curated record
GUCGAGGUGAAGAAUUUGGUAAAAGGGUCUUGUUCGCGAAAGGCGCGGUUCAGUGUGACGAGGUCGUCUUGUAAAGACGUGUGAGUGCCGUCGAUGAUGGCGUAGGCGGUAUUUUCGGGAUGUUGCAGCCAAUUGGGACAUGGCGUGGCUUGGUUGUUGAUGAAGUUCCAAAUGGACUCGACAAAGGUGCCGUCUGGGUGGGAGAGGCGGUGGAGUUUGCUCUGUUGGAGGAGCAGGUGGUUGUAUUUGUCGAGAGCAUGGCUGAGUUCUUUGUAUUUGCCUCGUAGCUUAUGGCCUGGCGUGCCGGGCUCGCAAGUGGUGUCGUCUGCGAAGAGAUGUUGCACUUUAUAGUGCAAUUGUUCAUGUUCCAAAUCUUGUUCAAUUUCAUGCAUCUCAUGCUCCAAAUGGGUGAGUUUAGCUUGAUGAUAGAGUAAAUUGCGAGCAUUGAGGGCCGUAAAACUUCGAUAAAUGGCAUAGUUCUCUCUUGUGCCCAAGAAUCUUGCAAGCAUGGGAUACCCGUGCAGAGCCUCGGCCUCGGGUUUCCAUGUCUGUCGUCGCUCUAGUGGUCUCGAUGGACAGGUGGUGGACGACGAGGUGGACGAUCGCAACGUGUCUUGGCGUGGCAGCUCUUUUGCAAAUGUCGUCGAUGAGGUACGGGACCAGCUAGUGUUUGUGCGAGAGGCAGUAGCUGGCGGUAGGGAGGGACUCUGAUGUCUUUCGACAUCCUUUUCGACCUCUUUCUCGUCCAUCGUGUAUCGUCGACCACCGCUCAGUUGCGAGGUGUCAUCUGGUGCAAUUGAGAACUCCAUUCUAGGAGGCAAAAGUGUUCAGCAAGAGUCUACGGUAUGAAUGGUACCUAUGGUAUGGGUUCAUCGGGGAGAGAAAAGAGUCCGUCCACUACAACGGCAGCAUGAGUCUGUGUUAAGAUAGACGAACGGCCUCAGGCCGAGGGUACCACGUUGUGCACCGGUGAGGCUUGAGCAUUGGAAUCUCUCGCUGCGGUACAACAUUGAUACCAGCAAGCCACAUUCGAAUCCUGUGUUCCUUAGCGUGCACAAUUAAGGAAUGAUGAGCGUACUGAAUGCAAGACCAGGUAUACAGAUAUCGCGUAGAAGGACAAUAUGCCAGAAUAUGUCGUUGCGCAUAGGAAAGCAAUUCCUCCGACGAUUACGGGGCCGGAUUAUUAACAACCUGGCCCCCCCAUCAACAUGGCCAUUUUUAGCUGGCGGCAUGAACUUGGCUGAAGUGGUGCAUGAAUAAUGCUGACUGUGCACAUGUAUGACGCCUCACAAUCGCUUGCCGGCAUGCUGCCAGCUAUAUCGCAGAGAGAUCAUUGGACUGAUGAAGAAGAUGAUAAUGCUGCGCUAGCAAUGCAGCAUUCAUCCUCCUCCAUCCAUCCUCCAUCCUCCUCCAUCCUGCGGCUGGAGCGUGAUACGAAGAAACUCAGCCAUGAUGGCAGAUACCUUAAGAAGGCGUGUAGCUCCAAGUAGCGGGAAUGGUUUGUCUUGUGCUGGGACGCACUGGAGGCCAUCAUGGCAGACGAUCUGUUUGCAAGUCCGACAGAGAUGAGCAGAAUCCCAGCCCUCUCGGUGCAUGAUACCGAUGGAACGAGCGAAGAAGAAGAAGAAGAACAUCAACACCAGGCCAAGGGACAUGAUGGUCAUCUUACCCCAAGACCACGCUCGCCGCACCAGGCAAAGCGUUCGCAGAGUUCCGAAUUCGAGCUGGAGUGGUUCGACGAUACGUGCCAUGAAGAGUACGAAUGGGUGCGUCUGCCCAAGGUACGCGACUGGGACAUUUUAUCCUUCCUGAAGCAUUCGCCGGAACAACGGAAUACGGCCAAUACACCCUUGACUGCGCGACGACACGAUGGCAAAGAAGUGGUGAUGUGGGCCAAGAUGGACACGGGAGCAGAUGUCAAUACCAUCAACGAGAGUACUCUCUCCGCACUCCUCGGCGAUACAGCGUUCAAUUGGAAGAAGCCGCUCAGCGAGAGUCCUGAUCUCAAAGACUUCCACGACCUGAACUUGAUCGGCGACCAGCAUUUCGAGCCUACGCACUAUGUGGAGUUGAGCUUUCAUGCGGGAAAAAACAAGAAACCUUUCGGUCUCGUUCCCUUCGUAGUCGUUUCCGACGAUGCCGUCAAAGCUUCACAAGAUGGCGUUCCGAAUGUGAUACUGGGACUACGCACUCUGUGGGAGCAUUACAUGGUCAUGGUAGACAUUGAGUAUCUCUGCGAGGCGGACUCUGCCCUGGAAGUGAUUGCGGAAAAGGCCGAAGAAGAGUUUCCCGGCGGUGGACAUCAUAUCGGAGUGGUCAAGUAUCCGCCUGUCAAAGGCGUUCCAGCGUCCACGAUUCGGGGCAAACCUGGGACGAAGCGGAGGAGUACCAAGAUUACGAUGACUGCUGAAGGUGCUCGCGUGCAAUCUUGGGGACUGUGAAGCAUCAUCUGCAUAUCCUGUGAAAGUAUGGCCAUUGGGAUGGAGCAGAAAUGAUACUGCGGCCUCUUUCCACGAACACUAUCGCCUCGUUCAGAAACAAUCCCAAUAAGACUGAGCAUACCUUGAUUACAUGUACCUGGGGUAUUUAGAGAGCGUGUUUUCGCCAUAGAGAGGGGGCUAGUGGUGUUGUCGGGGGCGGGAUGAUCUCAAAGUGGUAGAAUCAUGAUGGUCCAAAGUAGCGUAGUAGGUAACAAUAACGAUAC